CAGCGCUCGCUUUGGGAGCAUCAUCUAUAUUAUUUUGUCUGGUUUGAACGCUUCACAGGCAGGUCUCAAACCUGAGUUCCACUUGGUACCAACCAUUGGAAAUACGAAGGACCUUAUCAUUCCAGAUAGCGUCCUCGGUCCUUGUGGAAACGACUUUAAUUAUCAUUUCAGGGGAAGAGUCGGUGUUAGCUGCAGGUCUGGAGUGCUCCGGAUGAGCUAAAACCAUUUCAUUUUCGUCCUUCAGGGUGCUGGUUCAUUCGUGAAGGAUUGAAACCAUCUUAUUUUUCUACCCAGUUUUUCGUACUUUGUACUUUGUGAGGAUUUGUAUUGGAAGGUGGAGCGCUGGAUCGCCAAACAAGCAACUGAUCAACAUGAAUACAUAUAUUUUACUCAGCCUUACAACUUUGAUGUUGUUCUGUCAAGAAUGUUUAAGUGCAAACUGGAACUACCAUCACCACAGCCCACUGGGACCUGAUCACUGGGCGAGUAUACCUGGAUCGCAUUGCGGUGGUAAAAAACAAUCACCCAUCAAUAUCGUAUCCCAAGAUGCCAUCCAGUCUAACCUCGGGGAAUUCAUCUUCGAGGGUCUUCAAACGGAUUACGGUCGACCAACCCGUAGGAGACACCAUGGUUUCAACGGGGGACAGCCAGGUGGUGGUGGCGGUGGAGGUGGCGGUGGCCACGGCGGUCAGGGCUUUGGUGGCGGUAACGGCUGGUUUAGCAGCUGGUGGGGUGGAAACGGUUGGGGAGGCGGUAACGGAUGGGGAGGCGGCAACGGAGGAGUGCAACCCAACGUCGGAACCGAACAUCCACAGUGGAGCAAUCCUUUCGGAAACCUUCGCAUGGGGCCUAAACCAACACGAAAUCCAUUGCAGCCUUUUGGUAUGAACGGACCGGAACAUAUGUUCACCACGGACAACCAUGUCAAUAAUUACGGUCCUCGGUCACUCCAUGGGUACAACAGAGCUCCUACGACCAAAGUAGAGGUUUCAAACGAUGGACAUACUUUGAAAGUAAGUACAGAAAAUAUGUACGUACUGAGAGGCGGAGGACUUCCAUUCGAUGCUAAACCAGCUCAACUUCAUUUCCACUGGGGAGCCUCUCAUGAAAAAGGAUCAGAACAUACCAUCGACGGAAGACCAUUUUCUGCCGAGCUUCAUCUUGUUCAUUACAACGUUAAAUACAGGAGUAUAGCUGAAGCAAUGAAGCAACCAGAUGGCUUAGCAGUUCUCGGAUACUUUAUUCAGGACAGUGGCAAUUUUGAUAACCCUGCCUUUGAUCCACUCCUUGAUAUCACAGAAAAUGUUAAGUUCCGAGAUACCAAGGUAGAAUACUACGCACACCUACCCCUCCGUGAUAUGUUGCCAAGCGACCUUUCAUGUUACUACAGAUACAACGGCUCUCUGACAGUUCCCAAGUGCUGGGAAAGUGUAACGUGGACCGUCGGAUGUGACGUCAUUCAUCUCUCACAUAAUCAGCUUGACAUGUUCCGUGAACUCUACCAAGGAUUCUUUAUGGAACCAAGCGGUCAACUUGAAAUGAUGCACAUCGAAGACAACUUCCGACCCGUACAGCUCCUGAACGGUCGACAGGUCCUGAGGAACGGCUACCCGAAUCCCUCGCAACCCGGUAUGGGAUACAGUGCAGACAACAACUCUGGAAACAUCAUCUCUGUAAAUCUUUUCCUCGUCCUUUCUGCAUUGAUGGGCGUCGUCUGCCGUUUACUAUAGAAAUAUUUAAAUCUAUUAACCCUUCCUCGUCUUUCUUCAUUCCCGAGUCUGUUCAAACUUUAUUUUUGUAUAAGUCUCCUUUAGCCAGAAUCCUGCAAACUUGGCUUCCUUUCUUUGUAUGUUUUGUCGUACGUCAUCAUGGGGAAGACUACGCGCGAACAUUAUGUAAUAAUGCGCAUUUUGAUAAAUUGAUUUUAUUUUUGGCGUGAGUGGCGUUUGAUCAAAUCUAAUUUCAUCGUGCCUCUAGACUCAUAGUUCAUGUUGUUAGGAAAGUCUUCGAAUUCAAUCGCUUAUAGAUAUGAAAUGGAUUUCUAUUUCAGUGGCAUGUUGUGUAUAUAUUAAUUUCUAUCUAUAUAUAUUGUUUUUAAUUGAGAUGUGCAAUGGUUCAAAGGACAGAUCAGGGGGCCUGUUGCAGAAAGAGUUGCGUUUAAACGCAAGUCAAAAUAUCAAGCGUAUAAGUCCCGAAUACAGGUGCUUUAUUGGCUGAAAAUCAAGCUGCGUAAGAUUUUUUUUAGUUACGUUUGAUCGCAACAAUUUCUGCAACGAGCCCCUGGUACAUUUAUUUAAUAGGUGUGACAUGUAUAUUACAACUUAAACAAAAAAAACAGAUUGGAAGUGUUGUCUUAACUGUUUUACCUUUAAGAUCAUAUUUCACUGCUUCUUAAAGACAGUUGCCGACCUCUAACAUUGUGUAAAAGACAGAAAAAGUAGUAUUAACCCAGCUCAUUCGAUAUCAAAUAGGUAUUAUGGUUGAAUGGGGGAAAUGGAAAUAGAGCAGUCGUAUUCAUUGAGCAUUUUAUUAGACGGCGUCGAUUUGUGUAAAUCUGUUAGAAUGUGUACAUAAUGUGUGAUAACUGCAGAUAUUGUCACGCAUGCCAUCAACAGGUACUUGAAGAAGUAUGGAGUUUUAUGAGAUGACACGCUGUUUUAAGUAAAGAACCAUUGUUUCUUUCAUCUUUUGCUUAGUAUAUGUUAUUGAUAUUUUGCGAUUUUAUGCUAAACUGUCACCAUUCUCUAUUGGAAUGCUCUGUCAUUUUUUAUAUAAAAAAAGAAAACCGACCGCAUUCUUGAUUCCUUAACACAAUAUUAGGCGAAAUAUCACAAACUAUAAUGACGCAACCAUGAGUCGUCUGUUUAUCACGUGCUCCGUUAUAAAAAAAAGCGACGUCAACCAAGUAAAGAUGACGUCAUGAAAAUCUGAGAUGAAGCUUAUCGAGUACUAUAUAACCUUGGAAAAGUUUUGGAAACCAAGUAUUGCUCCAUGCAUGAAAGUGUUUUAUACGUGUGUACUUUCAUUGUGAACGAUAUUUGUCUCCAUUCGUUUUCAAAACCUGUGAUAAUGAAUACAAACAGCGCAUGAAUAUGCUGUUUGUCGCGCGGAAAAAAAACUACACAAGAAUGUAAACAUUAGAUCACAACGUUCCAAUAAACUAUUAAGAAAACAUAAAAAUCAA
Messenger RNA from Lytechinus variegatus (green sea urchin), 3184 nucleotides. Its product is annotated as carbonic anhydrase 1-like. Gene Ontology annotation, molecular function: zinc ion binding; carbonate dehydratase activity. The transcript is spliced from 8 exons. Bases 372 to 1730 code for a protein of 452 amino acids. Gene Ontology annotation, cellular component: plasma membrane. The record is from RefSeq and is a predicted model, not a curated record. Lineage: Eukaryota; Metazoa; Echinodermata; Echinoidea; Temnopleuroida; Toxopneustidae.